Helianthus annuus (common sunflower) is the source of this 904-nucleotide messenger RNA. RefSeq names its product auxin-responsive protein SAUR36. Lineage: Eukaryota; Viridiplantae; Streptophyta; Magnoliopsida; Asterales; Asteraceae. Gene Ontology annotation, biological process: response to auxin. The record is from RefSeq and is a predicted model, not a curated record. The coding region runs from base 185 to 694 and encodes 169 amino acids. The transcript has a single exon.
UAUACCUUUCCAUUUUUAAUAAAUUCCGUGCAACCAAAUCUCUCCAGACCGUGUACCGACCACUCCCCACUUCUCUCGCCCCCCACACACCUUAUAAACACACCUCAAUCACACUUCUAAUUUUAAUAAAACACCCCUUUUCACAUCAUCAAAAUUCCACAAAACCCUUCAAAUUUCAUCCAACAUGCACAAGAUCAAAGGUUUCAGGAUCAAGCACAAGUUUGUAAAGCUCAUCAAAUGGAGACUUCACCAAAGAGAAAAACAUUCGGGUUACCUACGAUUAACCCGACGCAAUAUCACGUCCAUAGCGAUGUCGAAACUUUGCGGGUUCGCUCGGUCUUUGAAGAAAAGUGCUAAAGACAUUUGUUUUAGGAAUUCGGGUUCAAGUUAUGUUCGGCUCGGGGAGGAAAUAAAGAAUUUGGUCCCGAAAGGGCACUUGGCGGUAUACGUAGGGGAAAAAGAGGACAACGCGUAUAGGGUUUUGGUGCCUGUGGUAUAUUUUAAUCAUCCGUUAUUUGGGGAUUUGUUAAGGGAGGCUGAAAAGGUUUAUGGGUUUAAUUAUGACGGUGGGAUUCAUGUCCCUUGUCGAAUAUCUGAAUUUGAGAACGUGCAAAUGAAAAUUAGUGCCGCGGGUGGUUGUGGCGGCGGCGGCGAUGAUCUCCGUGGACGACGGAGUUGGCGGCUUACUUUGUGAGUUGUGGUGGGAAUGUGUCACAAGUAUUCGGAAUUGACACUUGAGAGUGAGUGAUUUGGAGUCGAUUGUAAUUUGUUUGUCUUUUUUGUAGAUUUUUUUAGUCAGGUUGUACAUAUCUGAACUUUCUUUUUUAUUGACUAAAUACUUGUCAUCGUAGUUUGUUUUAUUUAGAAAGGUGGAGAUACAAUAGAAAGUUUAUUUGGCUAGGAA